Messenger RNA from Dendrobium catenatum, 1810 nucleotides. RefSeq names its product cyclin-D6-1. Gene Ontology annotation, cellular component: nucleus; cyclin-dependent protein kinase holoenzyme complex; cytoplasm. NCBI's taxonomy places the organism in Eukaryota, Viridiplantae, Streptophyta, Magnoliopsida, Asparagales, Orchidaceae. Bases 198 to 1094 code for a protein of 298 amino acids. Gene Ontology annotation, biological process: regulation of cyclin-dependent protein serine/threonine kinase activity; mitotic cell cycle phase transition. The transcript has 6 exons. Gene Ontology annotation, molecular function: cyclin-dependent protein serine/threonine kinase regulator activity. The record is from RefSeq and is a predicted model, not a curated record.
CUCGCAGGCUCUCGGCUUGCUAAAUGCAACUGCUUCUACCUCUUCACCUUUAUAAAGCAAACAACUCGAUUUCCCCUUCUCCUUCUUAAUUGCUUCCUCCCACUGUAAUCUCUCUCUCUCUCUCUCUCUCUCUCUCUCUCUCUCUCUCUCUCUCUUCCUCUUCUCACACAGCCGGAUUGAAGAGUAAGAAACUAGCAAUGGAGUUCGACUUCGACCUUGAGAACCCGUUCUCCGGUAGCGAUGAGCAAAACAUCCAACUCUCGAAAGCACUAUUCAUCGGCUGCACAGACUCCGACGAGCCCUCGUUGCUUUUCUCAGCUGAAUCGGACCACAUGAGCUCGCUUGCGGUUGCUCUGGACCAGCUCUCCACCCGUUGCCAUGCCCUCUCCCUUAUCGUCCAGGCCCAGUUCAGCAAUAAUCUCGAUCCAGCACUAGCCUACCUUGCUGUCAACUAUAUCGAUCGGUUCCUCGCCAAACGCGAGAUCCCGAAUGAGAAGCCAUGGAUCGCGCGACUCCUCGCCAUUUCCUGCGUCUCCCUCGCCUCAAAGAUGAAGAAGACCAGUUUCUCCCCUGCUGAUUUACAGAGGGAGGAGGGCUUCAUCUUCGAUGCACGGACCAUCCGGCGAAUGGAACUGCUCGUGCUCGGCGUGCUUGAAUGGCGGAUGCGAUCGAUCACGCCCUUCUCCUUUCUCCGAUUCUUCACGUCCUACUUUCCCCUGGCGAAUCCAAUCAUCAUCCAAUCUCUCAAGACCCACGCCUCUCAGAUCCUCUUCAAAUCCCAAAACGAUGUCAAAUCGCUCGAGUUCAAGCCUUCGGUGAUCGCUGCGGCAGCGCUUCUCGCCGCCGCGCGCGAACUCUUCCCUGCUCAUUUCAUUUCCUUCCGCACUGCCCUGCUCUGCUGUGAAUAUCUCAAUAAAGAGUCUUUGGCAGAAUGCUGCUCCGCGAUGGAGAGCUACGAUACGACUGCCGGGAUUGAGGCAGCAUCGAACGGCUGUGAUUCGGGCUACUCUGCUCUUACGCCGGUGACUGUACUCGACCGCCAUCGCGCCGGCUUGGAAAGCGAAAAGACCGCUGGAUCGGCAUCCAACGGCUGAGAUGCCAAAAAGCGCCGCACUUCUACUACGGCGCCUUGCCUAUUCUGUGACCAAUACCUAACCAAUAAAUUUAAAAAGAAAAAUCUAUUUCCUAUUGAAAAAAAAAAGAGAAAAAAAAAACAGAGAGACAAAAAGAGUGGAAACAUGAUUGUUAGUAUAUGAUAUUUCUUUUUUGAGGGUGGGUAAAACGGGAACGAAGGAAGAAGACAAGAGACAAAAUGUUAGCUAAUUCCUUUUCCUUCUGCCCGUUCGUUGUAAGGGACACUGAGGCAGUAGAAAUUAUUAAUAAUGCCUGCUAUAAAUCAACUCUCCACAUUAGUUAUUUAAUAUUUUAAUUUAUCUGGAAAAGAAGAGUAGCAUUGUCGGACCGUUCUUUCUCCGAUUGGAUUGGGUAGCUGACACGUGUCCAGCCGUGCACUAUACUCCUAAGUAGUUUCUUAUUCCAUGCAUGCAUGUGGUGUCGGGCGACGUAUAUAUAGACGGACGGGCCUACGUACACUACAGCGUCUCCAGAUCUGAACCCGCUUAUUUGUAGUCACGUGCCGAGUUAAGAAUGGAUAAUUAUGAGAUUCUGUAAGAUAAAUUAAUUAAUGUGGAUUAGGGAUGGCAUUUGCUGAUUACUUUGUGCUUUGUGGGAGAUACUGCGAUUUUAUUAGAACAAUACUGUUACUUGAAUCCUUUAUCUAAUAAAUAAGCUUGGGAAUGGUAUUGUACUU